AUGACAGAAAAGAUCGUGCUGCCCACCGAGGGCGCCCACGGCGAGCGCGACGGCACCGCAACGGCAACCUGCUACUGCGGUGCGGUACAAAUCGAAGUGCCUACCGAGGGCGAGGGGCUGGUCGACGCCUUCAUCUGCCACUGCACCGACUGCCGCAAGAUCACGGCGAGGCAAGCACUCACCCAAUGCCGUGUCACUCUCCCAACCUAAUCACGUUACGCAGCAUGUUUGCCUCCAACUUCAUAGUCAAAGACACGCACCUCAAGCACCUGCGCGGCCAAGACAAACUAACGCGCUUCCGCCAAAACAGCACCACGGCGACAGGCAACUACAUGGAGAACUCGUUCUGCAGCGUCUGCGGCACGCUGCUGUACCGCCGCAGCUCCGGGUACCCGGGCAUGAGCAUCCCGCGCAUAGGCACGAUUGACGACUUCGCGCUGCAGGAGACCAAGUUCAAGCCGCGCAUUGAGACGUUUGAGAAGGAUCGCUGUGCGUGGUUGGCGCCGGCGCGUGUGGACGAGCAUGUGGAUGGUGCCUACUACACGGGUGGCAAGGGAUGGAAGAGCAAGCACGAUGGGGUCGGUGGGAAGGGGGAGUGA
Messenger RNA from Ascochyta rabiei, 599 nucleotides. RefSeq lists its product as uncharacterized. Gene Ontology annotation, molecular function: carbon-sulfur lyase activity. The coding region runs from base 186 to 599 and encodes 137 amino acids. NCBI's taxonomy places the organism in Eukaryota, Fungi, Ascomycota, Dothideomycetes, Pleosporales, Didymellaceae. The record is from RefSeq and is a predicted model, not a curated record. The transcript has a single exon.